GUCACGUGCAGCAAGCUUUUGACACUGCGGGGGAGCCCUGUUGGAACUGAGGCUGGGGUCCCCGCACUGGCAACUACUUCUCUCCCUCCAGCUCUUCCCGGCGCUGUCGUGUGAAAUGGCCUUUCGAUGCUGACAGCAUGGUCUCACCGUCCCGAGGUCCUUUCGCCGCCCUUCGCGCACGAGCGUCCAACGCUUGUGACGCCUGCAGAACACGCAAGAUCAAGUGCGAUUCACAGUCGAUAAGUCCUUCGCAACCGUGCACAAACUGUCGUCGUACCGGUCGCCAAUGCAGAGUGGAUCCUGCGGCCAACCGCCGGCGUGCGGUGUCGCGACAGUAUAUUCACGAUCUCCAACAGCGCAUCAUCGAGCUGGAAGGCAGGUCGGAGCAUGCGGAUCCGGGAGAGUCUUCGCAUACUUUCAAUGAUGCCUUCAGAAGUCCCGACAGGCCUAUUGCGCAUCCCUUCGACUCUGCAGAACCACCGGUCCCCUCGGCUCCAGUUGCGUCCCAUCCGGACCCCAGCGAAACCGAUGGCAAUGGCCCGGACGUCGGCGCCUGCGGUGACGCUGGCAUAGUAGACAGCGAUGGCAACGAUGAUACCGCCUUCUUUGGUCGGACAUCGCUGGCGCAUGUCGGGUCUCCGAUCACAGAAGAUUGGGAAUCAGCCUCGAUUCCACGUGCGAGCCCCGAUAUCCUCAUCGACCCCAGCUCUGUCCAGCUUCGCGAGCACCUUCUCGCGUCGUUCUUCCAGUAUCAGGCCUUGUGGGUCGAGAUUGCGAAUAGGGAGAACUUUGAGGCCGCGAAGCUUCUGGGCCCCAGCCGCUGGUAUUCUGAUUUCCUGGAGAACGCCAUGCUAGCCUCUGCCACCCGACUGUCCACCUCCAAGGCCGUUAGAGCCCUUGGGCCUGAAUUUGCUCGACUGGCCAGGGCGGACAUGGCCAUGGCUUUGGACGAUCCAUCGCCAGCUUCCUUACAAGGCUUCCUCAUAUUAAGCGAGUUUGAAGUUACUCGUGGCCAAGACAGGAUCGGAUGGAUGUUUUGCGGUGCGUACUCCCUUGUCGUGCGUUCUGGCUUCUCGUUCCAUCCCGUCUUACUCUUGCUAGGCAUGGCGUGCCGAAUGAUCCCUGACCUAGGCUUGCAUGAUUUCGAAGACGCUCUUUCGUAUAGCGUGAAGAGGCUGGAGCUCGCGGCACCAGCCUCGAAACGCGACUUACUCUAUUCGCUUUGUUGCGCUUGCGUCGUGUACGAAACCGUCUGGUCUCUCUACCUUGGUCGCCCAAGCUCGAUCACGAAAGCCGUAAUUGACGCGGUAUCGAUCCGAUGCAAAGAGCAGCGCUUAUCCGACUCUCCGCAGCUCAAUGCCUGGGUCGGUCUGUGCAUUCCGACGCUCGAAGUGUCCCGAAUCCUGAACUGCGGAGAGCCGAUUGCGCCUGGAGACAGCCGUGUCCUCGCACAGCUGAACCAUGAGCUCGAAGACUGGCACGCACGCUUACCACCUGCGCUAACAUGGAGGAACAGGCGGAUCGGAGAGCUCGAUGCCACUGGCUACGGGCUUCACACGCAGUACUGCAAGCUGCAAAUGCUCAUCAACAAAGCCAUGGUUCCCGCACAUGACCGUCGAAGGCGGAGGGCUUCCACCUCGGCGGUGGCACAUGCGGCCACUCUGCCCGAAGAACAACGCCAUCUCGUGCACAAAUAUGCCACCUGUGUUGCCAACCUCUUUCUCACAUAUCGGGAGAUGUAUGGGGCAGGGCGCAUCCCUUCGAUCAUGCUAGACAACGCCAUCCUGGCUGCAACAUGCCUCAAGGAGGAGGGCGCUCGUGAAGCAAUCCAAUCGGAUGAGCGUGAUCGGGAUGCGAAACGCCUACGCUCUCUCAUUGGCGUUCUGGAGGAAGUGGAGCCGCACUUCCCAAUCACGAGGCGCAUGGUCGACACCUUGAAAGAGAGCCCCAGAACUGGCGAAGCCAGCGUUGUAACCACAGGGGCAGCGUCCAUUGGGCAGACCGUGGAGCUUGAUGCUCGGGCAGGGGCUGAAUCUCAGUUCUCGAUGGAAGAGCUUAUGCACGAGUCAUGGAUGGGUCUUUUUGAUGAGGCCACGUCAUCCGACUAUGUGCUGUGGGAGAGCAUAGAGAGCGAGAUGCCGGAGUUGAGUAAUACAUCAUGAAUCGCGGGCUAUUGGAACGUUGGAUACCCCACCUCGGCCGGCGUAAUCGGAAGAAAAGACAAGCAAGAACAGACUACGUACUUAACACGACCUCCCA
Molecule: messenger RNA, 2259 nt
Organism: Neohortaea acidophila
Lineage: Eukaryota; Fungi; Ascomycota; Dothideomycetes; Mycosphaerellales; Teratosphaeriaceae
Exons: 2
Coding region: 138-2162 (674 amino acids)
Biological process (GO): regulation of DNA-templated transcription; DNA-templated transcription
Molecular function (GO): DNA binding; DNA-binding transcription factor activity, RNA polymerase II-specific; zinc ion binding
Source: RefSeq, a predicted model, not a curated record